CUAUUAAAGGCCUCAUCUUCCAACACAUUUCCAUCAAACUUGAGAAUUCACGCGCUCUGUCCAAGCCUACUCGAGCGGGGGAAGAGUCGGCAGAAUUCUCUUCUAUCUACUUCGAAACUCCGGCAAAAACCAUGCAGACGGUUAUUAUUAAGGUUGAUUGGUCCAGCGAGAAGCACAAGAAGAAGGCCAUCGAGAUAGUCUCCAAAAAUGAAGAAGUACAAUCAUUCAAUGUGGACGACGAGAACAAGCAGCUUACAGUGAAUGGGAGCAUGGAUACCGUAGCGCUCAUGAAAAAUAUGAGAAAGAAAUUCCCGACAGCAGAUAUUGUCUACAUGGAGAGUGAGGCCUCAAGGAUGCUUGAGGCCUCACAAAGGGAGCGUAACCCCCGUAACCAUAACAAUCCUAACAACGGCUACUACCCUGAUCCCUAUAAUAAUACAAAUCGUGGCUAUCACCUUGAUCCCUAUAAUAAUUUGAACCACGGCUAUCACCAUGAUUCCUAUAAUAAUUUGAACCAUGGCUACCAUGUCGCUCCCUAUAAUAAUCAUAACUAUGGUUUCGGCCCUUCUCAAGCCUACGGAUACCCACAUGACCACAAUCCUUACAAUUGGGGGCCGUCCGCACCGCUGUUCCCGGGUUACCAUGGUUAAUAUCCUCCUUAGUGGGAAUAUGCUCACGGCUAUGUGGACUUCACAAGUCCUUUGAUUCUACUUUGUACAACUUUUCACUUGUGUCGCUCUGCCCUAUCCUUUGUAAGUUUGCAUGGAUGUUAAUGUAACGUUUGGUUUGGUGUGA
This is a messenger RNA of Eucalyptus grandis, 795 nucleotides long. RefSeq names its product probable serine/threonine-protein kinase DDB_G0282963. The coding region runs from base 132 to 650 and encodes 172 amino acids. Lineage: Eukaryota; Viridiplantae; Streptophyta; Magnoliopsida; Myrtales; Myrtaceae. The transcript has 3 exons. The record is from RefSeq and is a predicted model, not a curated record.